Messenger RNA from Odontomachus brunneus, 4911 nucleotides. RefSeq names its product protein SMG7-like. Gene Ontology annotation, molecular function: protein binding; telomerase RNA binding; telomeric repeat DNA binding. Lineage: Eukaryota; Metazoa; Arthropoda; Insecta; Hymenoptera; Formicidae. The record is from RefSeq and is a predicted model, not a curated record. Bases 390 to 3893 code for a protein of 1167 amino acids. Gene Ontology annotation, cellular component: telomerase holoenzyme complex. Gene Ontology annotation, biological process: nuclear-transcribed mRNA catabolic process, nonsense-mediated decay. The transcript is spliced from 5 exons.
UCUGGUUUCAAUUUCGCCGUCAAAUUCGCUAAUCUCUGUUCCUCUUCCGCUUCUUUUCCGCGCGCUUGUUUGCGCCACCAGAAUGCAUGUACACGCACAUCAUCCAUCUGUCGCCAUUCGGCGAGCAAUCUUCCGUGCACCACAUUGCACCUAACCUAAUCCUAACCUACUUGUUAUCUCGGACGAUAGUCUCGGCGAAUGAUUACGAUCUUCGCGUGGAUCGUCGCUUAUCGUUAUAUGUUCUUCUUCAUGAAAGGCGUCGACGUCAGUCGCAUUCGGGGCAAAAAUAAGCCGCUAUGUUGCAAACGGUCCGAAGGUCAUUAAAGGUUUCACCGUUCUUCUCACGUUAAGGUGAAUGGUGUCGUAUCUAGCGACAGGGAACACGGAAUAUGGGCCUAAAGGCAGCCGUUCAGGCUCUCAAAAAAGCUGAACCACUGAAGGACAAAGUCCAGCGCUGCAAGGAUCUGUUAAACGACAACGAUGCCUGGGUAUGUCAACAACAGUUGCAGAAAAUAUAUCAGCAAGUCCUCAUAUUGGAUCUGGAGUAUGCUUUGGACAGAAAGGUUGAGCAGGACCUGUGGAAUCUUGGAUUUAAGAAUUAUAUAGCAACGCUGCAGUCACAGGCCAAGGAUAGGAAGAAUCCCAAGCGUGGUGAAUCCCAAGCAUUACUCAGCUGGUGCUUGGAAGCAGCUAGUGGUUUCUACUUGACUUUGCUGCAGGAAAUCUGCACCAUCUUCGACUUGGAUCUACCCUUUAGAAGGAAGGGUUACGUUUACGGUUGCACGUCCCCAUGGAAGGCUGUCGAGAAAUUAUCCGCGCCUCACAAGUCAUCUUGUUUCUAUGCCUGCCAAUAUUGCCUUGUACACCUGGGUGACAUCGCGCGCUACAGAAAUGAGAGUAAACAGGCCGAGAUGUUCUACAGACACGCCGUUUCGUUGUCACCGUCGAGCGGACAGCCGUACAAUCAGCUGGCGUUGCUGGAAGCAUCCCGCGGCGACAAACUGGGAACAGUAUUUCAUUAUGCACGCUCGGUAGCCGUUAAGCAUCCAUUUCCCGUGGCGACGGCCAAUCUCGCCAAGACACUGUCGUCAGCCUUGAACGACAAGUCCUUUAAUAUUGACGGCAAGACCAAGCUGAACUCGCAAGAGUACAUCGCCGUCUUUCUCAAGCUACACGGAAUAAUCCACAACUUCGGAGACCUGAAGCUCGCGUGUACGUACAGCAGACUAUUGACGGAGACAUUGACCGCGCUGGUCGCCACCGAGAGCUUUAGCUCGUGGAUGCUCAUACAAAUGCUGGUGAUAAAUCUAUACGCUCUGCAGCACGCCGCCGGCAUCUGCGCCGAUAGCGUAGAACUGCUGAAGAACGAGCAUUUAACUAACGACGAGAAACUCGCCCGCGACUGCAUACUGGACCUAAUCGCGGGCACUUUGUCCGCCCUGCUGUUGCCCGUCUACACAAUAAAAGACUCCAUCAUCGAGUACUUCGCGUUGCCUUCUAUAAAACUGUGCCUUGAUUGGAUCCGCAUAAAACCCACGGUUUUAGAGGAGACCGCUUUCACAUCGAGAUUGCAAAUUUGGCCCAGUCUUUGUAUGCUGUUGAAUGCUCUGCAGAACUGCGUGGUGGAUUUUAAGCACAGCGAGUAUGCUGCAGUGCCACUGCCAGAGGACCGCGACCUUCAAGGUUUUCUGCCGUUGGAGAGGAGCUUCGAAAAUCUCAGAUUCACGAACGCCGACUUGGAAGGCGACGUCGUGACGUUGAAUAAGUUACGUGCUGUGCGUAUUCUGCAUUUGGGUCGUUGCCUCGCUCAACAUCAAGUCAACGGUUCGGCGCCAAUAUCUAUCACAACGGAAGAAAAAACUGGGGACAACCUUGAUUUACCUCGAUUUACCUCGAUGAGCAAUGGCGCCGGUCUCAGCAACGAGUUGAUGAAAGAGCUCGAAGAACUUAGCAUGAAUAAAGACAAGCAAUUGAACGCUUCUGUAAGCCCGGUAUUGUCAGAAGCAGCUAGCAGCAAAUGUUCCGUGGAGACCGAUGUUGAAAUCGCUACCGACAGGAAGGUGUUCCAAGGCAUUCUUAAGCCACAAGGCUCCUUAGAACGAAACAGAGAUUCUCUGACGAACAUCGUCGCAGAGACUAAUAACGUCGAGGUAAAUGUUUUGCCGUGCGUGAGAAAACCGCGUCAAAACAUAGCGAUGCAGGCGAUCAUGCGACGCGCGGAGACUGAGCAGAAGCAAGUGACGUUCAAGAAUGUGUCGCCGGUGAUUGUGGAGGAGGAUAACGAUAGGAAGGUGAAAGUGGCAACGAUUCCGCCAGUCGGUACUUGUAUCACGGCGCCAAAACCGAUUCCAAUGCCGGAAAUGGUCAAAGCUAAUGACACUUCAGCUGUGAACGCACUCGUUACCGCUCAGACUCGAUCAGCGAUGCCACUCGCCUCAUCCGCUAUCGGCCAAAACCCGUCCGCGUCGAUUCAGAGUCAACAGAGAGUCGCGAAGUUGCCACCUAACAUCCCAAUGCCAGGUCAGAUGAGUCAGCUGACUGGAAAGGAGCAAGCUCAACAGAUGUUACCGCAGAUGCACGUUCAACAGGCCCAGCAACCAGCUCCACCGAUAGGUGGAUCAGUCUGCUACGCGAAUCAGUCAUUCAACGUACAGAAUCCGCAGUUCGCUAAGAACUUUAUGGCGAGUCGACCCGCGGUGAGCAGCGCAUCGCGUUAUCAAAUGCAAGGACAGCUCGGUAACAAUCAACAACCGACGGCUGCGAUGUCGCAACCCAUCGGAGCAGUGCAUCACGCAAUUAACCAGAGCCGGCAGAUGCAUCAGAGGAUGUCGCAGAAUGUGUCUCACACUUCAGCACAGUUACUGCAGCAACAGCAGCAACAAAACAUGCGACUCGGUUCUCCGGCUCAGCAGAAUAUAUUGCCACAAAGUAUGAACUUGCAAGCGGCUAACGUGGGCCUGCAACCGGGCAUGAGCGUGGAGCAACAGAGCCAUGCGAUGGGACUGCAAGCGCAGCAGCAGAGCAUGAUGCAGAACAACGGCAGGCUGACGAGCGCCAUACACAAUCAGUUGAACGUAAACGGCGCCGCGGCUAUGGCAAACGUGUCGAUGAUGUCAAUGUUGUCUGGUUACAAGAAAGAUCCUACGCAGCAAAAGCAGCAGCAGCAACAACAACAAGUGACAAAUCUGACGAACUCGCCAAGCCCGACGGGCACGUCCAAUUUCCAGCUGAACUUCAGCCAGAGCAAUUUUGGACAGAACGCCUUUGGCUGCCCAACAUUGCCGCAAAACCAGCCGUCGCCGUCGUUCUACAAGAAGAACGCCGAGAUGGUGGACUUUGCGUUUCCGAGUCAGGUUAACAUGACGAAGAGUCAGCAACAGCAACCGGCAAACAACUAUAAUAUGUUUUGCAAUUACGAGCCCGCGGAGCACUUCAAUCUGUGGAAAGACAAUCGGCCGCCGCAACCACCAAUUACCUGGUGGGGCCCUUCGACUGAUAAUAGCACUCAGAUCCAUAUGAAGGACUCGACCGGCAUCGAUAACGCCUUUUCCAACUGGAGCGACUCGUCCAAUUCCGGAAACAUGACGAACAGGAUGCCGCUGACACCAGGCAAGAAUUACCAGCAGCAGAACGGCAGACAUCUUGUUGCGGGUAACAGUUUCGAGGAUUCCAGAUUGUUCGAAUUGGAUCAGAAGCCGUCGCAAGCUGUGAGCACCGGGAACACUUAUUCCUUGUUUAGCGGCAACACAUGGAGCACCGUCAACACGCCGAUUUCGAGCUCGACCAAUCAAGAUCAGAUGAAAGCGCGGUCCUUAUGGUCAGGACCGGGUCCGUCCCCGUUGGAGCGGCUCUUAGAGCAACAGAAAUCGCUGCGCGAAGGUGGUACUACUUGAAAGGUCGCGUCGAAACUGCUGAGACGGCCAGGCAGAGUGUAAUUUCAGCGUAUGCCGGUUUAAAGCAACCACACGGGCGUGCGACAGAGAUCUUUCACGUGCGUGUAAUGAAAACAAAAAUUACUUUUCUGUUCGAAAGAGAGACGCGCGAAAUUCUUUGAAAUCAGGAGCAGCGAACGUAAGAUCGGUUGUUGGAGGCUCCUUGUUGCGUCUUCUCAUCCUCGAGGCAUUAUGAUAUGCGCAGAGGAAAUAUAAUCCUCGUUAUUUUGUUUUUCAACCGCGUUCUAGAGUUUCAAAAGAACUCCGGAGAGAAAAAUUCUCAGGACGCGUCAUACAUGAUUCUCGCUGUCAAUUUCUCGCGAACCGAGCGAUUUGAAGAGAGCGAAAGAGAAAGAAAGAGAUGGAAAGAGAAAGACAAGAACAAGGCGAGAAAUAAAUGAUUAAACGAAUGGCAAUUUAAUUUGCACGGGAUUAAAUAGGCAAGCAACAAAAAAAAGCAAAAAAAAAAAACUAUUAGAGGUGCAAGGUGCAAGUAGCUCUUAGCGUAUGUUAAUUAGUGCGCAGGAAAUUAAGGGAAAUGUAGACGCUAAUUGCGAGCGAAACGUACGCGCGCGUCUAUCCGUAUCGACGACAUAUUUGGGAGAUACCGAUAAAUCGAGUGUAAUUUAAAGCCGAAAUAACAACUUAAUCAGCAAACGUCACUGACACGCCGCGUCGUUUUGUCUCGACUUCUCGUGGCAACAUGAUUCCGCCGACUGUGUAAAUUAGAAUGAACGACGAUUAUGGAUGAACUCGUUCUUGUUUCCUUUGUUUUAUGUAAUGACUUUAUUUCACAUUAAAAUAUUAAUAAUGAUUUUCGUAAUCACAAGUUGUAGCGUGCGUCAUGUUUGAAAUGUAACAUCACAAGAGGUAUGCUCCUCGUUUCGUCAUGGCGAAGUUCUUGAUACUUUCAUUCCCAAUCAAGACUUCUAUUAUAUUACAAAAGAACAAAAAUAUAUAUAUCUAUAGGAAGUUUUAA